AUUCCUGAUACUGCCACAUGAUACCUUCUUGGAAAGAAAAAGGACACCUGGCAAAAGCUACAUUUAAGUGGAUUAUCUAUUUAAAGCUUUACUGACGACUUGUAAAGAAGGCCUGUGGACAGAAGUUGAGGAGCAUACUUUCUUGAGUGUGUGUGAAUCGUACAGCAAUUGAAAACUUCCUUAAAAUAAUUGAACUGAUGACGUCAAACGCAAAAUAGGAAGCUCCAUCAUAAGACAGGUUUUUUCUUGAAGAAGACUCCUGAUUCCAGUGAAAAUUUUAAUUUGCUUUGUUAAGAUGCGAACCCUACCGUUUCUGACUAAGGAAGGCUCACAUUAGAAAGUAGGGCACUUUUGCCUGAGAUUUCGGGCAUUUAUUCGAAAAUUUUAGGUGUGCAGUGUUGAAGACACAAAAGUGUGCGAGAGGUCCAUUCUGUUCGAGACACUAAUUUGUACCACUUUAGGUAGCGACUUGUAUUACACCCUCUCCUUUUCAGAUAGGCCUUUGAAGUUCACAAUUUCAUCUUUUAAAGUACCGUGCAGACUUUACCUAAAUAACUCCACUUGGCAAUGAUUUUCAUUCCACAUUUUUUGCCACUGUUAUGCCAUGUGAUUUAUGUCACUGUUGCGUUGCCUCUGUCCGGGCAUGUCCGGUGGUACAAUGACCUGAAGGCAGAAUAACGAAACCUUCGAUUUGCCUUGCUGAGUGCACUGACCUGCUGUCCCCGACACUGAAUCAAUAUAAAUAACAUUAAAACUAAAGUAAAUCGGAAUUUGAUGUUGAAAAGACACAAGAAGCAGAGCGCAAUCGAUAAAUUUGAAGGCAGAGGGCCAAUGAUGGUAAGGACAGGAAUUGGAAACAAGACUAACUAAAGAGAAGAUAUCGGCGUUGUAUGUAGAGAAUUUUUUCGUAAAUAAAGCAGUUAUCAUAUACAGUCAUGAAUAUCAGGCAGAAGUUACAAGUUUUUCUUGCUUGUGUGAUCAUUAUGGAGGCAAUCCACACCGUAUAUUGUGCAAAAGACAAAGAGAGGAAAAAGAGAAAAAGAUGUCCGAGAGUGUGUCUGAGAGAAACAUCGCGAGAAAACGAAAAGCUGAGGAAUGAGCUUGAAAAAUUAAAGAGAAGGCUUGACAACUUUCCAAGUCCUGUUCCUGGUCCGCGUGGCCCCCCUGGAUUGAAGGGAGAUUCUGGUAGCAUAGGGCCACCUGGGUUUCCUGGUCCUAAGGGUGAGCAAGGCUUGCCAGGGUCCAUAAAGAACCGUGCUACCUUUGAGCUUCCAAAUUGUGCAAGUGACGAAUUUCUAACAUCGAAUGGACGGAGUUUGUUUUGCGUGAAACUUGAUCUUACAAGCGUCAGAGUGAAGGGAGAAACAGAUAAAAGACAACUACAUCCACAAAUAGUUACAAACCCCACCGUGUCCCCAGAUAUGAAAGAGAAAAUGACAGUUUUUGAACGAAAAAGUAUGAUCCAAAGCAUAGAAGGAGAUACUUGGGAUGUCGGUGUCAUUCAACACAAUGAUAACUAUUAUUUCUUAGCCUCGAACCUUGGCCACAAUUUCACCAUUUACAAAUGGCUUAGCUCAAGCUUUUUUUACACGGAGACCUUCGCGGUAAAGUUUGCUAGAAACUGGAAAACGUUCACGAUCGACGGGAAGCUUUAUCUCGCAGUUGCAAGCAAUGGCGAUUCCUUUUCCCCUAUUUACAGUUUUCAAGAGCUAGAGAAGGAGAAAGUCAUUGAAUAUCAACGAAUUCCAGUAACAAAAGUUUUUGCAGUUGAACCAGUGAAAAUCGGCAAGGAGCUUUUCUUGGUGUUUGUAUCGAUACAUGGCCCAUCAUCAUCUGUUUAUCGAUGGAGCAGUUCGCAAAAGAUUUUUGUCAAGCAUCAAGUUAUCAAUGAAUUUGGAACUGGUAUAGAAUCAUUCAGAAUAGGGGAACGUUAUUUUCUCGCAUUCACAGGUAUGGAACAUGGCCAUUAUCUCAACCUGCAUGAAUACACAGAUGCUGGUAUCUUUCAAGAAUACACUUCAAUUCGAGAAGCGCGCAAUGGUUACGCCCUGCAUUAUAUGAAUAUUGAUAAUGAGCAUUUCCUGGCGGUUGCCAAGUUCAGUACCAACCCAUCGAUGAUUCUUCGUUGGGAUGGAAAAACCUUUAGAAGACAUCAGGUUUUCACAACUCCAUGGGUACGCAAUUUUGCAAGCAUUACUAGCUCCUUGAUGGGGAGGCAAGGAGAAGAAACAUACUUAGCCAUUGCCCACACCCAGGCAAACCCGGCAAUACAUUUCUAUGAUAAGAAGUCUCGGCUGUUUGUGAAGCUUCAGGAAAUGCAAUCUAGGAGAACACGUGAUGUUGACUUUUUUAAAAUGGGAGGACACGUCUAUCUAGUCGUUUCUACUGCACAGAACUCGAACAUUUACAGAGGAAUAAUCAACAGGGAUUCUUAAAGUUUUAAGACUGGGACAUCGCUAAUGGUCGUUAGAUUUUCGUUUUAUGAUAUACAAGUUUGGAACAGUGAAAGUUACUUGGAUAUUCGAGAAAAAUAAUUUUGCUGUUAUGAAGUAAUGGCAUAGCUAAACGUCAUGACUAGCAUAACGGUUUGUUGCUCUUGGAAUUUUCCAAAUAGCAAUCACAUUUAAGGAUAGAGAUGUAUGAAAGAUUUUGCAUCUCAUUUGCUGUAGGCACAUUUGACAGGUGAACUGAGGUAUUUCUUCAUUUGAUUGUUUUGAAGGGUUGUAUUCUCUGGUAAUCAAUCAAGAACUAUAUUUGGUGCGAUUUCUUCCUGUAUGUUGUAGUGUCGUAUUCGAAGUGUAAAACGGCAUGACAUAUAAAGCUAAUGUCAGUAACUUUAUAUUAAGAACUCUAUAGUCCGUCAGCCCACAAUCGAAACAACGAAAUGUUGGAUCGUUUAAACGGGGCUUAAAAGAACACUUUCAACUAGACACUCUCUAAAGAUUAGACACACCGAUGCCACCUAAUAGGCCCAUGUCACAGUUCUUGCUAAGUACACACAGUAUAUGGUAUGUAAUGCAAUAUAUAACAUGUUGGUCAGAAGUCUGCCGUGAUGCCUUUGGACAUUAAAGGCCUUUGAAAUGCAUUUACCAGCAUUUCUCACUAGGUAUUUCUCAACAAAAGCUGUAUCUUCUUAAAUGAGCUGUUUUGAAUGUUCAAAGGUUUCUUAGAUGUUACGCUCCACAUAGUUGUCAUUCAAGUUGGGAAGUGGAAGGGGCAAGGGUAAAUUGAAGAAUCUUAGCAAAAAAUGUUGCCAAGAGCUCUUUUGCUUUGCAACAAAAUUGGGGUCAUGGUUCGACUGCCUGACCUUGCCUGUUCCCUCCUCCACCUUCGGGCCCUGCUCCAACCCAACCCCAACUGUAUUCAACACAAGACUUGGGCCUAAUGGCAAAAAUGGAAUUUCAUAGUAGUUCACAUUUCAUCGUUGAGAGGAACCUAGAAGAAACCAUUUGUAAGUUGAAAAGUGAUCAGGUAGCUGUCAGAGUUUUAUGUCUUAUGGUUUUGGUGCACAUUGUCACCUUGGUCCUUUUAGAAAUAGAUUUUUAGAGCAAUGCUAUCACGUAUUCUGAGAUUGACUUUUAUAGAUUAAUUAUAUUUACGUAAUACCAUGAUUUUAUACAUUGGUUUCAGUGUAGCAAGGACAUUUGGUAGUUUGUUAUUGUCUAAAAUAGUUUGAAAGUAAGUGCAACACGAGUCAGAAAUAACUGAUAACGUACGCUUAAGUUUUAAGGUUAGAAAAUAGAUGUAUGCCUUUAAGCAGAUUUAUAAAGGUUAAAAGCUUAUUUGUGUUUUCGUAUUGUGUCAUAAAUUUCAUUAUCCUCUGUGAACACUAAACUGCAAAACCCAUCUCCAUUCAUACAGUCUUUCUGUAAUGCAGUUCCACUAUCAUACCAAUUUAUCUGUUGCCUAAAGAGUUAACCCAAACUAAAUGCCAAGUUCAUUUUUAUGUUUUUUAAUAUCUUGCUUAUGUCUAGGCUUUAAUGUUUAUACAGAGGGACACAGUAGAAAGUCCAAAGGAUAAGGGAGGGAUUUCCUUACACAUAGGUCAGAAAUUCAUAAUAAUUUCGUAAUUUCUCACUGUGACAUGUACAUUAUUGUGAAAUUAUUUUGUUUGUAGUUGAGGCGAAAAGAUUUAGAAAGGUUAUACAAAUAGGAAUAACUGGUAUUUAGCAAUUUUUUGUUUUGCUUUAUGUCAUAAUUUAGUGAGAAGAUAGAAAUGCAUUAUAUUCUUUUCAGGUAUACGUACAUCAAAUUGUGUUUGUUUCAGUAUGUUUUCCUAGGCUCUCGUCAUCGUGUUGUUUUUAAUCAUGUAACUGUAAUAUUUUACUUUUAAAAAAAUGUUUGAUUUUCAA
Rhopilema esculentum is the source of this 4352-nucleotide messenger RNA. RefSeq lists its product as uncharacterized. NCBI's taxonomy places the organism in Eukaryota, Metazoa, Cnidaria, Scyphozoa, Rhizostomeae, Rhizostomatidae. The record is from RefSeq and is a predicted model, not a curated record. Gene Ontology annotation, biological process: signal transduction.